UCGAGUUUCUAUGAAUGUUUGUCCAUUUGUUAAGUCCAAAUCGACUCAAGCAUUGCGUCAGUUAUCCAAGAAUUCAGCCUUAACUACUCAAGCACGUCAGUGUCCAUUUAUGGCAGCUGCUCUUAAUUCUAAAAGAGAAUAUAGUAGUGCUAGUAAACCAGUUAAUGCCACCGCAGCAUCAGCAGCAUCUGCAGCAUCGGCCGGCAAUUCUACUUAUUCAUUGAAAGCCGAACAUUUAAAGGCCAAUCAGGUUGAUUUGAGUUCCAAUGAACAUGGAUUUGACUAUCAAGGCUUUGUCAAUAAUGAAUUGAAUAAGAAAAGAUCAGAUAAAUCUUAUCGUUAUUUCAAUAACAUUAAUCGUUUAGCCAAAGAUUUUCCUCGUGCUCAUUUGGCUGAAGAAAACGAUAAAGUUACUGUUUGGUGUUCCAAUGAUUAUUUAGGUAUGGGUCGUAAUGAAGACACUUUAAAUGCCAUGAGAAAAACCUUAGAUAAGUAUGGUUCUGGUGCAGGAGGUACUAGAAAUAUUGCUGGUCAUAAUAGACAUGCAAUUAAAUUGGAAUCAGAGUUGGCUGCUUUGCAUAAACAUGAAGCUGCUUUAGUAUUUAGUUCUUGUUUUGUUGCUAAUGAUGCAGUAUUAUCUUUAUUAGGUCAAAAAUUAAAAGAUUUAGUUAUUUUUUCCGAUGAAUUAAACCAUGCCUCAAUGAUUCAAGGUAUUAGAAAUUCAAGGGCUAAGAAGGAAAUCUUUAAGCAUAAUGAUUUAAAUGAUUUAGAAAUUAAAUUAUCUCAAUAUCCAAAAAAUCAACCAAAAUUAAUUGCUUUUGAAUCAGUUUAUUCAAUGUGUGGUUCCAUUUCUCCAAUUAAUGAAAUCUGUGACUUGGCAGAAAAAUAUGGGGCUCUUACUUUCUUAGAUGAAGUCCAUGCCGUUGGUAUGUAUGGUCCUCAUGGUGCCGGUGUCGCUGAACAUUUGAAUUUUGAUGCUCAUUUGAAAGCCGGUAUUGCUAAACCAAUUGACCCUACCGUAGUCGAUCGUAUUGAUAUGAUCACUGGUACUUUAGGUAAAGCUUUUGGUACCGUUGGUGGGUACGUUACUGGGAAAUCAAAUUUAAUUGAUUGGUUUAGAUCUUUUGCUCCUGGUUUUAUCUUCACCACUACUUUACCUCCUUCCAUCAUGGCUGGUUCUUCGGCCUCAAUUAGAUAUCAACGUUCUACUUUACAAGAUCGUAUCUUACAACAAAAAAACACUCGUUACGUUAAAAAUAACUUUGUUAACUUAGGUAUCCCCGUUAUUCCAAACCCUUCCCAUAUUGUUCCUCUCUUAGUUGGUAAUGCUGCAGAUGCUAAAAAGGCUUCUGAUUUGUUAUUAUAUAAACAUAACAUUUAUGUUCAAGCUAUCAACUUCCCAACUGUUGCCUUGGGUGAAGAAAGAUUAAGAAUUACUCCUACCCCUGGUCACGAUUCUAAGAUCGCCGACCAAUUGAUCUCUGCCGUUAACGAUGUUUGGAAUGAAUUAGGAUUGGCCAGAAUGGGCGACUGGGCUAAUCAAGGUGGUAAGUGUGGUGUCGGCUCUAUCGAAGAAGUUCCUCACAUUUGGACUGACCAACAAUUGAGCUUGAAAGAUUCAGACUUGAAUCCGAACGUUGUUGAUCCUAUCAUCGACUCUUUGGAAGUGAGUUCCGGUAUUCAAGUCUAAGCUUAUAUCUAUUCAGUAUUCAUUCAUUAAGUAUCUCUAAAACAUCAACAAAAAAACAUCAAAAAAAAAAAACAAAUAUUAAACAAAAAAAACAUUUUUUUUUUAUACUUUUUUUCUUUUCUUUAGCUAAAUAUACCUUUAUUUAUGAUGGC
Hyphopichia burtonii NRRL Y-1933 is the source of this 1842-nucleotide messenger RNA. RefSeq names its product 5-aminolevulinate synthase (gene HEM1). Gene Ontology annotation, biological process: heme biosynthetic process. Gene Ontology annotation, cellular component: mitochondrion; mitochondrial matrix. Gene Ontology annotation, molecular function: pyridoxal phosphate binding; 5-aminolevulinate synthase activity. NCBI's taxonomy places the organism in Eukaryota, Fungi, Ascomycota, Pichiomycetes, Serinales, Debaryomycetaceae. The transcript has a single exon. The coding region runs from base 11 to 1690 and encodes 559 amino acids. The record is from RefSeq and is a predicted model, not a curated record.